Molecule: messenger RNA, 11265 nt
Organism: Syngnathus typhle (broad-nosed pipefish)
Lineage: Eukaryota; Metazoa; Chordata; Actinopteri; Syngnathiformes; Syngnathidae
Gene: cica
Product: capicua transcriptional repressor a
Exons: 22
Coding region: 1808-8575 (2255 amino acids)
Biological process (GO): regulation of transcription by RNA polymerase II
Cellular component (GO): nucleus
Molecular function (GO): DNA-binding transcription factor activity, RNA polymerase II-specific; RNA polymerase II transcription regulatory region sequence-specific DNA binding
Source: RefSeq, a predicted model, not a curated record
ACAUUUGCCAAAGUGUCCACUUUGUCGUUUUAAAAUAUGAAGUGAAAUAUAUUUGUCAUCUUAGCAACCAAAUGGCGAUGCUGAGUGAACGUCUACCAUGUGCUCACAAAAUGCUACCAAUGUCCACUCUCAUAGUGAAACAUCAAUUGUUAUAUAAACCUUCCAGAAAUUCAACAACAAACACUCAAUAAGUCAAAGUCAUCCUAUAAUAUUUCUCCACGGUCUCAACUUGCCGCAAGUGUGAGUAAACAAGCUCCACUCUAUGCAGGCCCAGCUGUAAUAAUCCUUUUACUCACUUAGUUCUUCCCCCCCGUACACACAACGGCAUGGCUUAUGUGCAUUGUAAAUAGACAGGCUCCAAACAUCCCCUCAUAUGUGGACGGAUGAAUGUUGUAAAAAAUGGACAGACUGGUGUUUCAUUCCUGAUAUUUCACCGAAAGGAAAUGAGAGAAAUAAUCUGUUUGGGGUCAAAAUGUCACCAUCUUAAAACCUUUAAGAACCGUUUCUCUGAACGGGGUAGGAAAAGUAUGGCCCCGGGGAUGUGGAACAGCCUACCAGGGUCUUUAAUCCGGUCUACUAAGAGUUUAGAAAGAUAUCGUCAGCCUACUAGCAUAAUUGUUUGUCAUUUUUACAAACAUUUUUAAGGAACAAGAAGGAAAAAAACCCCAAAUUCAACAAACAAAAAUUGUUUCAAUGUCGUGCAAGUGUAUAAACGCCAGCCUGUUAUCAUUGGUCACAUGACUCUGCCACCAAUUGUUGCUCCGCCUUACGAGCAACAAACCUCAGUGGUCCCGUCAUGCUCUUUUAAUGGACUUCUUACUAUACCCCAACAACACACAUCAAUGUCUCGUCACUCUAACAAACAACGAGGAGUGAUGUCACUCUUUUCCAUCCUAUAUGAUGUUGGUUUUGGCGCUUUCAGCGUUGAUGGUUUUAAAGUGCUCGUCUUGUCUUUCCGCUCGGACUGACCGCUCUCGACAUGGUGAGAUGUUUCGUUACGGCCUUUCAUUUUGGUUUUGUAUUUUUGGGGUUAAGCUGCACAUUUGAACUCCUGACUGCAAAAAUUGAGGCGACAAAGACCAGAGGAGCAAAACAAAUUAAAUAGUUGCUCGUCCAUUCAAUUUGAUUUUCAUUUUAUUAUUUUGAGCGGAAGCUUUUAGGACGAGUCCCUUCCGAACGUGAAUGACGAGUCCGAAUCAAUAGGAGAUGCGGUCACGCAUGACAGAGUCUGGGAAAAAAAAAAAAGGAGGAAUCAAGUAAAAAGGGGAAGUUAGGUAAUGCUCUUCCACAGGAAAUGAAGUUAGAUGGGGCGUAUUGACUCGGCUUCGCAAUACAGUCAACAGAUAAAGGUCGCCGCAGAAGAGGAGGAAGGAGUGAGGAUGAGGGUGGGUGGAGGGUGUUCAAGACAGAGAGCGAAAGGGAGGGUUUGACUAUGCGAGCGAACAAGGAAUUCCCCCGCCCCUGCUUCCCCGGAUAAAAUGCAGUGUGUGUGAAAGAGAGUGCGAGCGAGUAGGCAGACUUGCCCGGGCAAACUGCAAAGUGCUCGUCCAUGUUUGACUUCAGCCACCGCUGCCGCUUAAAAAUUGUUUCGUCUGCUAGCCGCCUUGUAUGGAUGUAUUGUCAUCAUCUCUGGAAUAAAACAGUGGCAAAUGAAGAGGUCACCCGGUGGAGAAGCGAUGACAGCGAGGGGCCCUGAAAGACUUAACUAAAGAAACAGUUCAGAGGAGGGGGGGGGGGUGGGCAGAGGAAACCCAAGGAAGAACGGAGAGACUGUCUUGUCCAGAGGAAAGCCAAGCUUCAUGACAAGAUGAAGCCAAUCAAAAAGCGUUCCCCCCCCUCCACCCGAGCCAAAGGGGGAAAACGGCGGGGUGCUAGCGAGGCCCCCGAAGGUGGCGAGAAAAGAGACUCUGAUGAAAACCGAGACAGAAGCACGCAAGGCCAAGAUCACUUCUUUUUCUCAUCAGAGUCCGAGUCGUCCGACCCAGUCAGAGCCCGCGACUCUUCUGACGGAGAAUCUCUUGUCAUUGACUCUGGGAAAUUGCUCGCGUCGUCCGACGAUCGAUCUGGACAUUCGGCAUUGAGUGCUGGGAGCCACAGUGACAGCAAUGCCAGCAGCUGCAGCAACAGCAGCACACCAAGCGCAAACAGCAGCCCCAAUGCCACGUCUAGUCGGAAAACCGCCACCUUUAAGACCCGUGUUCCCAAGAAAAAGUACACAUCUGAACACUGUUCUAUCUUUCCUGACGGUCACUUUGCCUCCAGGACCCCCCCUCCUCUUCUUGUAAGCGGCGGAGCCCUGAACCAGGGGUCAUCACGUUCAGGUAGUCCCAUAAGUGUUUCACACCCUGAUGGCAAUGGUCGGGGCCUGAUGGCAGAUGGCAGAGAACCACAUCAGGACUGUUCCCCGGGACCGCCUAUCCUGUCACUACGAGGGGAACGGGAAAGGCCAGGAGUGGCAGAGGUGGUCAGGGAUGCCGAGCAAGUGUCGCCCAGUCCUCUGCCCCGCUGCUCCUCCACCGACACGGCUAGUGAGCACUCAGGAGACCUGGAGGUGGUCGCAGAUGUUUCCUCACGCCCGCCCAGCAGUCUCCCCGACUCGCUCUCUGACGCCCUGGCCAAGGGACUCAAAAAUCAGCGAGUCCUGGCCCGUCAGCUCCAGGAUAGAGGAGCUGAAAGGAGAAACGACGGGCAUAAUUCCAACUUGAUGUUCUGCGCCGGUGUGGUCCGUCGAGUCAACAGUGAAUACGGAAGCCUGGAAGUGCAACUGAAUGGGGAGAAAACGCUCUGCCGUUAUCCUUAUCGGCACAUCAGCCACCCGGAGAUUGUAGACAUCAUCCUCGAUGCCCCUCCGCCCGGCGUGCACCCUAUUCCGCUUGGCACCCGCGUCUGUGUGCCUUUCAGCAACGAGCAAGGCGCCAAGUGCCAGUGGUACCGGGAAGGCAUGGUGACUCAGGUGGAUAGUCACCCAGCCGUGGUGAAUUGCUACCGUGUUCUAUUGUCUGAGGAGAAAGCUUCAUUUCUGAAUGAGGAUGAGGAUGACAGGGUAGCUGCUAGAGCCACCCAGGCCGUGUGGGUGUCCAGGCAAACACUCCGUCUCCUGGUGCCACCUUGGGACCUGGGGUUACCAGCAAGAGAGACAGAAGUAGGUGCUCGAGAUAACGAAAUGGCGCCGGAAGACAGGGAUGAGAUGGACGUGGAGCAGGAGGUAUGUCGUCUCAGCCGGGGGAUGACACCGGUUGUCGGAUCCUUGUUGGGGAGGGUGUACCCUCCCAUGGUUCCUGUCUCCUCCACAGCAGGACACAGCAUUACCACUCCAGUCACACCGGCCUCAGUCCUCACCCUGGCUCCCGGCCGGGAGUGGGACAUUGAAAAAGAUCUUGGAAGAGAGAGGGAUCUUCAGAGAAAGCAGGAAAGAGAAAGGGAGAUGAUUGCAAAGCAACAGCAGCAACAUCAUUCGUACAUGCCACUCACCCCCGAGGAAGACAUGGAGGUGUCUCGCUUCAACAUGGUCCCCAUGGGAGCACUUAUACCGGGACCCAAACCCAUAGCAGUUCCUCAGCACCGCCAUAUUGUCUCUAAGCCCCCACCCGGCUACCUCAAUCCUCACCUGUCAGUGGUGCAGGGAAUUGGAAUUCCCUCUGGGCACCUUGCCCUAAACCCUCACCCACCUCCCUCCCCGGUCCUGCUCGGUCUGGACCCGGCCGUGGCGGCCGUGGCAGCCAGUACCACUGUUAUUUCCACGGCACAACUCCCGCCUCUGCCUCCUAUGUCCUCCAGCAUGUCCACCUCCAGAGUGGAGAAAGCAUCAGGUGGUGGCUCAUCCAGUGGAGGUGGCGGUUCUGGAUCAGGUUCCACUUCCUCCUCAUCUUCACGUUCGCGGACCCCACUGACAGCCGCCCAGCAGAAGUACAAGAAGGGAGAUGUAGUUUGCACGCCUACGGGCAUUCGUAAGAAAUUCAACGGUAAGCAGUGGAGGAGGUUGUGCUCCCGCGAAGGCUGCUCCAAAGAAUCCCAGCGCCGAGGAUACUGCUCCAGACACCUCUCCAUGAGGACCAAGGAAAUGGAAGCCAGCGGGGGGAUCCGGGAGCGAGGAGGAGCCAGCAGCACAGGGACCUUGACACCGUCAGACCUACGACUAAGCGGCGGCCGAGCCAGCUCCGAGUUUGACUGGGACGAGACUUCCCGGGAAAGCAGCGAGGCCAGCAGUCGUGGAGGAGACUCCCGGCCCCGUCUGGUACUGCCCUCCCUGCUCCCCCAGGACCUUUCCCGCUUUGACUUUGACGAAUGUGAAGCGGCGACCAUGCUGGUUUCCUUGGGUGGUUCCCGUUCAGGCACGCCCUCGUACUCACCCAUCUCCAACCAGUCCCCCUUCUCCCCUACCCCCUCGCCAUCUCCCUCACCACUCUUUGGCUUCCGCCCGGCAAACUUCAGUCCCAUCACCGCUCCUUCCUCGCGGCGCCAUCGCCAGCUAAGUGGCACAAAAUUGGGCACCCUGGGAGCAGAACGGGAACGCCACCUCUCGGGCAUUGUGCCCACUUGUCAGACCAACCUCACUUUUACAGUGCCCAUGAGUCCCAGCAAGAGAAAGCUGGACAGUCACCCGCCUCCUCCACUGCCAGCCGUCCACGACUACCAGACCAAACCAGAGCAACAGCAAAUGGUGACUGUAGGGGGAGGUGUCGGGGGUGAUUUGAACCUCGGACCUGCUGCCUUCAGAGUCCUCUCGCCCCAGAGUCAACCCACAACCCCUUCCUCGCUGACUUUCCCACGCCCACGAAGCGCCACCAGUCGUCCGCCGUCGUCCGCCGCGUCCACUCCCCCACCCAUGCUGGUUUCUCCCACGCCCCCUUCCCCGCUACCCCAGGAACCUUCUCCGCGUCGCAUCGUGCCCCUGCGGGAUUCUCCAGUUAUUGUCCGCAACCCCGACGUCCCCCUGGCCAAGUUUUCUGACGGCCUCCUCGCAAGGAGGGAGCGGAGUCGAUCCAGGGAGCUGAUCCAGGCCCAACACGCGGUCCCCCCAGGCCUGCAAGCUCCUGUUCCCAUAAACGGAGCCACGACCAAUGGUGCUGUUCUCCUGCGUAACCCUGCAUCAGCCCUAGUCCUGGUCACGUCCAGCUCGUCCCUUACCCCGGCCUCAGCUGGCCAUGCCGCCCUCUCAAGUUCCUCUGCUACCGGGUCAGCGACGACCACCGCGGGCCCCAUCCUGUCCUCGUCAGGAUCCGGUGGCAGGGAGAGGAAGCCUGAGGGGCACCAGGAGGUCACAGGUGGGGCCUUGCCACAGCCGGUAGCGUGUCACCCGACACCCACGGCCCUCCUGCCGCUCAUUCUGCCCGCCGAAUCGCACCCGGCACCCCGCAAGCAGAUCAUCAUGGGACGACCUGGCACGGUGUGGACCAACGUGGAGCCUCGCUCUGUGCCCGUCUUCCCUUGGCACUCGCUCGUCCCUUUCCUGGAGCCCAGCCAACCGGGUACGGCCGCCCCGGCAGCCAUCGACGGCCAACAGCUCGUCAAUCAAAGCCGAGAGCCUCGUUGCGGCGUGGCCCUGGUGGGCGACGGGCGACCCCUCGACCCGGAGAGGGCGUCACCUUUGCGUCCGCCUCCGACCAAUAACAACGCACCUGCCGAGAGGAGCGGGGCCGACAGCGAGACUGAGAGCGACACCGACGACCCCUUCUCCCCCGGCGUGGCUGCCAACGACGCAUCGCCCUCACGUGGCACCGCCAAGAGACGCACGCAGUCCCUCAGCGCCCUCCCAAAGGACGCAGAAAGGAAGAGGGAGAAAGACCACAUCCGCCGGCCCAUGAACGCCUUCAUGAUCUUCAGCAAGCGCCACCGGGCUCUGGUGCACCAGCGACACCCCAACCAGGACAACCGAACCGUCAGCAAGAUCCUGGGCGAGUGGUGGUACGCUUUGGGUCCCAACGAGAAGCAGCAGUACCACGACUUGGCCUUCCAGGUGAAGGAGGCCCACUUCCGAGCCCAUCCCGACUGGAAGUGGUGCAACAAGGACCGCAGGAAGUCGCUGUCUGACGGCCGCGGGGCCCCCAAGGAGGCGCGGGAGAGGAGCAUGUCCGAAACCAUAGAUCCGCAUUUGGAGUCUCAGGCGCUGGAGGGCAAGCUGCUGAGCUCGCCGUGGAACUGCGGAGGCGAGCGCCAAGCGGCGGGGGCUUUCGGCGGCCAGCAACCCCGUCCCAGAGCUUUUUCCCACAGUGGCGUGCACGGCCUAGAGAAGGAUGACGGGCCUGUUUUUUUCCGCAACCAGCAACUGCCGCCGUCAUCCCACCAUCACGGCGGCGCUAGCGAGGAUGUCACCAGUGACGAGGAACGUAUGGUCAUCUGUGAGGAAGAAGGUGAUGACGAUGUCAUGGGGGACUCGUGUCGUGAAGGCUCCAUUGACCUCAAGUGUAAGGAGAGAGUGACGGACAGCGAUGAGGAUGAGACCGAUGGCCAGCCUGGCUUCCAGCCUCUGGCUCACUCCUCCCUCGCCUCCCCCUCGCCUCCCGCCCCUCACGACCAGUGCGAGAGGAAGAUGUGCGUCGAUGCGGCAGAGGAGGACACUGAGGGCGGCUCCGUUGCAGGAGAAAGUGGAGGGGCGGCCUCCUUGCCAGUCGGCGGCUCCACGCCUGUCACCCAGGCUGCGCUGCGUCCCGUCGAGGGCAUCGUCACCCCUGGCUCUCCGCUGCGAGAUAAGAAAGCCGCCAUCCUGAUUGCAGGGACGCAGCUGCCAAUCACCGCAGGGGCCUCCCCUGGCUCUUUGGCCCCCCCUCUUGCUGUAAUCAGACCCACCGCCACGACUUCCCCCGUCCUUCCACCCUCCGCUAGUGGUGGCAAGUGCAUCCUGCCAGCCCCCCAGACCCCCUCUCCGCCUGAGCUCACCUACCAGCAAGCAGGCUCUGCGCCCACUGACACGCCCCCGUCGGCCAAUGGUACGCCGCACUCGGGGGCGGGAAUGACGGGAAGCAGAGCCCAGCUGCAGAGUAAGAUGCCGGUUCCCAUGGCGACACCUCCAAAUGCACCCGUCUCCUUGCUGGCGGCGCCGCCGCCUCUUCCUGUGCAAAAUGGCCCCGCUGCAGGAAACAAGAUCAUUCAGAUUUCUCCCAUGCCAGUGGUCCAAAGCAGCGUUCACCCUGGGAGCGCCUUUCCUGUUUCCAUGGCUACAGCGAUGGCUCCCGGCAGCGUGCCCCCACAGACCCUCCUCCUGACCACGCCGCCCACCAGGAUUACCUACGUCCAGUCCAGUCUGGGCGUUACCACGACGAUCGCCCAACAAGCCCAGGUCCCGCCGUUGCCGGGUGCUGCCUUUCUUUCGUCUCCUCUGACCACAUUAGGCUUCACUGCCAUCGCGCCAGCCGGGCACCCGCUGUUGGCGCCAACUCCCAAGACCACCUCGGCCCCCACCACUACCCGGCAGGUUCUGACUACCAUCUACCCCGCCGGCCCUACCGCUUCAUUAGCGUCCGGCUUGCUCAGCAUGACAACCACAUCUCCCGCUGCAAAUGCUUCGGAUGUGGCCAAGCCCUCCUCCGCGACGGAAGUCGAUCUGAAGAAAGAGCUCACCGAGCCGGACAUCAAGGUGGAAGGAGAUCAAGACGCCAAGGAGAUUGAAGAAAAUCAAGACGACGAAAGUCGGUUCAUCAAGGAGGAAAGUGUCAAGCUGGAGGAGAAGAUGAAGGAAAGCAGGGAUGACAAACAAGGACAAGUAUUGGACGAAAAGAAAGAGGUCGGAGCUCAUUCGCCACCUCCGGCUCCUCCUCAGCCUCCAUUGUCAGGUUUAGAUCCCCCGCCGCAUCAGUCUGCUGAAAAAGAGCCAGCAGCGUCCUCCAAGAGGAUCAAGUUCCGCCCUCCGCCGCUCAAAAAAACGCCCGAUUCUCACGACAACAGGCUAUUGUCGGAGACGUACUUUGAGGAGCGUUUUGCUGAACUGCCCGAGUUCAACCCGGCGGAGGUGCUCCCCUCGCCCACCUUGCAGAGUCUGGCCACGUCCCCUCGAGCCAUCCUGGGCAGCUACCGCAAGAAGAGGCGCAACUCCACCGAACUGGAGCCGGCCGCCGAAGACCCGAGCUCGCCGAGGAGGAAGACCCGCCGCCUCUCCAGCUGCAGUUCGGAGCCCAACACUCCGAAAAGCGCCGCCAAGUGCGAGGGCGACAUUUUCACCUUUGACAGAGCAGGCAUGGAGGGAGAGGAUCUCCUCGGAGACCUGGACCGAGUACCCUUCUCGUCCCUGCGUAGAACUCUGGACCAGCGGCGGGCACUUGUCAUGCAGCUCUUUCAGGAACAUGGCUUCUUCCCCUCAACUCAGGCCACAGCGGCUUUCCAGGCUCGCUACGCAGACACCUUCCCAACCAAAGUCUGCCUGCAGUUGAAGAUCCGCGAAGUCCGCCAGAAAAUCAUGCAGACCGCCACGCCGGGAACCCUGGAGGCCAGCGGCUACUCUGUCGAGGCCGGCAGUCCCGCGCCACCCCAAAGCUCCUCGGCCUUCAACACGUCACUGCGGGAGGACUCGGGAGGAGGAGGAGCCGAACAUCCGGACGACAAAGUCCGCAAGAUGGAGGAGCCCAAAAGUGAAGGUUUCUAGUAAGUUAGGAUGCAGGCCAUGCUUUCUCUUAAUCUGACCUGGGCAGGGGAAAAAAAAUCUGACAAUGUGGCUUCAACACAACAACGGUGACAAAAAAUACUCAAUAUUAGUAUUUCUGCGCCCAGGUCUGCCCUUGGCACAUUUGUGCCGUACUUUGUAGUCGGGACACGAGCUCUGUGGUACACACACACACACACACACCAUUGUACAGAUGUAAUCUUCAGCAUGAUGCUGACACAUCAGACUGUUACUCUUGGUUGGCAGCAGCCAGGAGCUGCCACCCAGGGCCACAUGCACACAAAAAAGAAAAGGCACUUUGUCACUUGCUCUUGUGCAAAUGCAGUUUAGCUGUUUGUCAGCCAGCCCUCAGUUGCCAUUGACUUGACCUCAUCGUCCGUCCACUCCUCAGCACAGUGGGUCCGGACGCAAAACCACAACCCCGACGACCUCCACUGAUAUUCCACGGCCCCUUGAUGCUGCACACACACACACACACAUCUACACUUAGCAAACACACAAGCACCUACACAUGCAGUCAGUUCGGCGUGUGCGCCGUGACCAAGCCAUGACCCCCCCCCCCUCCUGCACACUUUAGUCAGCGAUUGUAAGGACAAAACGAGAGAUUUCUCCGUGAUUCCUUUGUGACCAAUCUUUGCACCUUCCGUCGUCGCCGUGUCGGAAAAGUGAACCCUCGUCCGUCUGCGCGUUUGGGCACGCGGGCACCCCCGAAAGAGAUUGUUGUCUGACACAAGCUGGAUGGAAGGUUGAACUCCCAGCCAAAAAAAAAAAAAAGUUCAUAUGCAAAGCAGCAAGAAGAUGUCAGAGUAAAAAAAACAAAACGUAACCACACGUGGGAAUGUCCGCCGUCGGAUACGACCUUGCUUUCUCUGGUUCUCGUUUUACCGUGGCCCGUUUUUCUCUCGUGGCUUGUGUUUCUUCUCCAGCAUAAGGUCAAGAAAAUCACACUGACAACAAAGAAAAAAGACUUUGGACUUAGAAUGGGGGAUGUUGAUUUUAAAUGUACUAUCAUAGGAGUGGGGUGUUAACCACCCACCCCCUCCUUCGUUGUGUCUCUUUGUAACAUGUUGAAAUCAGGUGUUUGCACAAUCUGUGCGGGCCGUCUCGCGUGAGAGUGCCGCAAGUUCAAUCAGGAAAGUAUUGUUUUUAGAGAUUGUUUUUGUCCAGCAGACAAUACCUUGUCCCACAUGUUAUCAAUGACCCCCUCUCCCUCCCUCCCUCUCUCGCAAGCGUUGUUAGAAAGUGCCCUUAAGCACUGGUCCCGGGUCAAGCGCUAUGUAGCUCAGGAUGGUUCUGGUUUGGGUUCAGUUCAGGGAAAGCAGAUCCUAGACCAGCCCUGGAGGGCAGUCUCUGGAGCCCUCCCCUCUUCCCACUCUUUUUGACACUUUAUCCUUUCCCAUCAAAUGGUGCAAUAGGACAAUUUUAUUUUUUUUCCUCCGGGGAAUUGGGGGGGGGGGGGGGUUGUUUUUUGUAAGGUUGGGGAGGCUCAGUGCCAUAGAGAAUGACAAGAAGCGCAGUCGAGUGAGUGAGCGCAACGUGAUGCUGUAGUUUACCAAGCAGUAUUAGCGCCAUGCUCCAAAGAACCAGGAAAAAAAGUCAUUUAGCAAGGAAAAACACAAUUUAAUGAGAAUAAAAUUUAAUGACUUGAAUUUAAGGGAGAAUGUCAGAGCUGGAACAGGCAAGUUGUCUCCAUUCAAUCUUUUUUGAUACCGCUCAGAUAAAAAAAAAAAGUAAGGUUAUGAAAAUCGGGGCUGUAUGACUACUGACGUAACAUUACGACUUCAUUCCAGCAGUCUUAUAUAAUGUGUUUUCUUUUGAGUGUGGCCCUAAUAUUCCUUGGUAAUGUCUUAUAGCUAUGGCCUAAAAAGCAAAAUGAGUGACGCGAUUGUUGUUGUUGUUGUUGAAGAGAUUAUAGCGAGUAACUUUACAAAAAAAAGUCUAAACAGUUUGAAUAGCACUUUGUGGCUCUUUGCUGAAGAGUUUGGAGGGGUAGUGAUUGUUAUUAUGGGUAUCGCUUUUAUUUCUCUGUAAACCGUUGGAUGUGUGAAAAUAAUAAUAAAAAAAAAAACCAGACAAAUAUAUCAAUAUACAUAGAGAGAUAUAGAUAUAUUCACCGUGUUUUUUCCAUAUAUGUGCAUUUUAGGUCUGUGUUUGGGUGUGCGUGUACGUUUUGGCACAUGCAGGUAGCGCGUAAACAUGAGCGACCAACCGCCCGUUCUGUCGUCACGCAGCAACAGCCGAGGACAAAAUUAUAUUUUUCACGCUAGACAGUAUUUUUAUAGUCGCCACGACUAUUUUGUCCGCCAUGUUGACUGUUAUCAGUUACAUUCAGGAUCGAUACAAACGGUAUAUUCAGGCUUUCCGAUACACGCGGGUCAAAGAAGACUAUCACAUCCCCCGAGAAAAUGGGGGUCAGGGUUGCCAUGUGCCCCGUCUGCAUGCAUGUGCAAUGGCAUGUAAACACCCGCACAGACGUAUGUGUACACGCGCGCACGCACGUCUGUCAUGCGCGUGUACUGUAUGAUUGUGCUUGGAAAAGGAAUUUUAGGAUGAGUGAGGCGAGUGCGAUGUCAUAAGCAGGCAUGUUGACCAUGUGCAAUAUUUCUAAACGAUGACAGGAGAAAAAAAAAAGAACUAAAUAUUGAAAAUAUUAAAGAUCUAACACAAGGCCA